Molecule: messenger RNA, 2567 nt
Organism: Brienomyrus brachyistius
Lineage: Eukaryota; Metazoa; Chordata; Actinopteri; Osteoglossiformes; Mormyridae
Gene: c2cd2l
Product: c2cd2 like
Exons: 15
Coding region: 456-2549 (697 amino acids)
Biological process (GO): positive regulation of insulin secretion involved in cellular response to glucose stimulus
Cellular component (GO): cytoplasmic side of apical plasma membrane
Molecular function (GO): phosphatidylinositol binding; phosphatidylinositol transfer activity
Source: RefSeq, a predicted model, not a curated record
CAGCGCCUCUGUUGUUGCGCAUUACGGACUAUGGCGCUGCCGCUGCUGCUGUUACUGCUGCUGGAAGGAGGAGUUCAGUCGCUAUUCCGGGACUGCCGCUGACAGGGACGGGCAUCGGCGAUUGAAGUGCUUGGUGAAGAAUAAGAGAAACGAACACAAACCGUGAUCACUGCAAUCGCUGCCAAAUAAACGAGCGGCGGCAAGAUGGAUACACGCCGGCGAUGACUCAGGAUAGAAGCGGAAAUUAAAAAAUAGCGUUUAAUAUGAUUACUGACACGAUGUAGCCAGCUGGCGUGAUUACAAAACAAUGUUCCGUGAAAGCUAGACAGUCGUGCUGUUAACUACAACGAUUUUUCAGCGCUACCACUGGAUUAAUGGUAGCAAGAUACCUGCUAUUUCGGAAGGAAAUAAAACGCAGAGUACUUCGUUGGAAUAUAUGAAAUCCUCCGGCAGUAAUGCUUCUACAAGAUAUUAGUUGGAUGAUUCUAGUGACUCUGUUCCUCACUUCCCUGCUGAUCGUGAUUACUUGGCUGCUCCAGUAUUCACGGACCAUACUGCGCGCCCGGAGUUCCAAACCUGCCGGCCAGAAACUUAGGAAGAGCCCGUCGUGGGACCAGAUCAAGGUCGGGGGCAUUUGGGGAUCGCUGCAGAGGCUGCGAUUCGGACGGGAUGUGGGCGGAGGUGACGCCGAAGCGGCCGAGAAGGGCUUGCUGUCGUCGCUCUUCUCUUUCAGGACGUUCCGGGAGGGCUGGCAGCGCGCUUGGGUGCGGGCGCUUAACGAGCGAGCCUGCAGACACGGGAGCUCAAUACAGAUCACUUUCAAUGACAGCCUGCCUCUCGCUACCUCUGCGGCGAUCAAUCACGUGACCUGCACUGACCAAUCGGCUCGCAGCAUGGUUUUGCAGUGUAAUUGUUCGGUCGACACGGUAACGUUCCCAGUUACCGUCACCCAGCAGUCACCCGCAGCCGUUUCCAUGGAUACGUAUCAGAUCACUAUAGCGCCGAUGCAGGUCCAGAUGGAGGUUUGUCUGGAGGAGGUGGAGGAGGAGGGGCUUCUAGUGUCCUGGCAUUUCUCCCAGCGGCCCCUGCUCUCCUUAACUGUGUCCCCUCGCAAGAUCCAGAGAGAGGGGAAUGACAAUGAGCCCGACGUGAGCAUGAUCAGGGACUUGGUGAAGGACACACUCUUCAGCACCCAGCCUGCCAUGACCGUCAACCUGAAAGCCUGCGUGUCCAGCUCGCCUGUCUCAGGGGAGAAGCUGAUCCGGGGGGCUUCCUCGCCGUCUCGGGGCUCCCCUGGGAGACGGCUGGUGGUCCGGCAGGUCAGAGUGACCAAUGUGCGAAGAGUAACCCAGGCCAGCGGUGCCGAACUUUGCUGCUGCCUGGACCUGCACCCGCCGGCCCUGGAGAAGAGGACGCGCUACCUGCCAUACCCCUCCAGCCUCUUGGCAGGACUGGACUGGACCGAGGACGUCACACUGGACCUGGGCCCCGAAAGUAAGGAGCUGAGAGUCCGGCUGGUGGAGCGCAGCGGCAAAGGGGAACAGUUUCUGCCUGGCCACGCCUCCUUAUCGCUGGACCCGUCCCAGAGGAAUCUCAUUGGUCGACACACGCUGUCAGUCGGCUCUGAACGCGGGCUGUUGCCCACUGGCGCCGUCUCCUUCGAGCUGCUGUUCCGGGAGCAGGCUGACUCCCGGGGUGGUGCCCUCUCCACGCCGCUGCGGCCCUCAGUGACCCCCACCAAAAAGGUGGAGAUGGAUCGCACCGUCAUGCCCGACGGCACCAUUGUCACCACGGUGACCACCAUUCAGUCUCGACCAAAGCUGGACCGCAAGCUGGGGGAGUCUCCAUCUCGCUCCCCCUCCAAGGUGGAAGUGACAGAGAAAAAGCCCACCAUCCUGUCAGAAGAUUACCAGGGCACCGUCAGCCCCACCACUAGUACCGACAGUCACCUCUCCAACGGCCUGGACCCCGUGGCUGAAACGGCCAUUCGGCAGCUGACGGAGUCCGCCGGCAAGGCAGUGAAGAAGACGCCCACCAAGAGGAGCACGCUCAUCAUAUCUGGCGUGUCAAAGGUCCCCAUCGGGGAGGAUGAGCCGGCCCUGUCUGUGGGCUACGCAGCAGCCAUGGAUGCUGCCCUGCAGGGGGAGCACUCUCCGGGCCCUGUGAACCAUCACCAGAAUGCUGGCACCCACGGCCACGUGCAGCAGGACACAGACGAGACCACGCCCUCAGAUGUGUCCGAGCGGCCCUCCGUAGACGACGUGGAGUCCGAGACUGGCUCCACAGGGGCUCUGGAGACCCGCAGCCUGAAAGACCACAAAGUGGGCUUCCUGCGCAGUGGCACCAAGCUCCUGUUCCGGAGGCGGCAUCGGCAGAAGGACCCCGGCCUCAGCCAGUCGCACGAGGACGUCUCCAACCUGGGCAAUGGCAGCACACUGCGCAAGAAGUCAGGCAGCUUCUCCCGGCGUCUCAUCAAGCGCUUCUCCUUCCGGUCCAAGUCAAAGGGCAAAGCCAGUGCCAACGGGGAUGCGAGCACCUCAGAAAACUGAAGAGUCCUUACCGUAAGA